UGCACACUGCUCUCUGAUUGCUGAUCUCCCUGCUGGUUGGCCUGUGGCUGUCGUUUUGUGUUUAGACUUGUAUGUGGUUGGAGGUUGAGGACCUUAGUGGGUGUAACCAACGUGGUGAAAUCUGAGAGCUGACAGGCCCCGUUCACUGCAGAAACACAUGCUGUUCAGAACGGGCGUUGUCACUGAGAACAGAAAUGGCGCAGAAAGGAGUUCAGCUGGACAGGGAGACCUUCUCUUGUUCCAUCUGUCUGGAUCUACUGAAGGAUCCGGUGUCUACUCCCUGUGGACACAACUACUGCAUGAACUGUAUUAAAAGCAACUGGGAUAAAGAGGAUCAUAAGAACAUCCACAGCUGUCCUCAGUGCAGGCAGACGUUCACACCGAGGCCUGUCCUGCUGAAAAACACCAUGUUAGCAGAUUUAGUGGAGGAGCUGAAGAAGACUGGACUCCAAGCUGCUCCUGCUGAUCACUGCUAUGCUGGAGCUCAAGAUGUGGCCUGUGAUUUCUGCACUGGGAGAAAACUGAAAGCACACAAAUCGUGUUUGAUGUGUCUUGUCUCUUACUGUGAUCAACACCUCCAGCCUCAUUAUGAUGUGGCUCCAUUAAAGAAACACAAGCUGGUGGAGCCCUCCAAGAAGCUCCAGGAGAACAUCUGCUCUCGUCAUGAUGAGGUGAUGAAGAUUUUCUGCCGUACUGAUCAGCAGCUUAUCUGUUAUCUCUGCUUAAUGGAGGAACAUAAAGGCCACGACACAGUCUCAGCUGCAGCAGAAAGGACUGAGAGGCAGAAAAAGCUUGAGGGGAGCCGGCAAAACAUCCAGCAAAGAAUUCAGGACCGAGAGAAAGAUGUGAAGCUCCUUCAACAGCAGGCGGAGGUUAUCAAUGACUCUGCUGAUAAAGCAGUGGAGGACAGCGAGAAGAUCUUCACUGAUCUGAUCUGUCUCAUGGAGAAAAGAAGCUCUGAUGUGAAGCAGCAGGUCAGAGCCCAGCAGCAAAGUGAAGUGAGUCGAGUCAAAGAGCUUCAGGAGAAGCUGGAGCAGGAGAUCACUGAGCUGAAGAGGAAAGACGCUGAGCUGAAGAAGCUCUCACGCACAGAGGAUCACAACCAGUUUCUACACAACUACCCCUCACUGUCACCACUCAGCCAAUCUACAUCCAGCAUCCAUAUCCGUCCUCUGAGCUACUUUGAGGACAUGACAGCGGCUGUGUCAGAAGUUAGAGAUAAACUACAGGACGUUCUGAGAGAGAAGUGGACCAACUUCUCACCGACAAGGACUCUAGUGAACGUUUUACUGCCAGAACCCAAGAACAGAGCUGACUUCUUAAAAUAUUCAUGUGAAAUUACACUGGAUCCAAACACAGCAAACGCACAUCUGUUACUGUCUGAGGGGAACAGAAAAGCGACACGAAUGAGACAACAGUCGUAUUCUAGUCACCCAGACAGAUUCACUGGAUGUUUUCAGGUCCUGAGUAGAGAGAGUCUGACUGGACGUUGUUACUGUGAGGUGGAGAGGAGAGGGGAAGGAGUACGUGUAGCAGUAGCAUACAAGAAUAUCAGCAGAGCAGGGGGGUCGAAUGAAUGUGGAUUUGGACGAAAUGACAAAUCUUGGGCAUUAGAUUGUUACACUCAUAGCGGAUAUACAUUUUGGUACAACAAUGUCGAAACUCUCAUCUCAGGUCCUCGGUCCUCCAGAGUAGGAGUGUACCUGGAUCACAGUGCAGGUAUUCUGUCCUUCUACAGAGUCUCUGAAACCAUGACUCUCCUCCACAGAGUCCAGACCACAUUCACUCAGCCGCUCUAUGCUGGACUUUAUCUUUCUCCUGGAACCACUGCUGAGUUGUGUAAACUGAAAUAGACAGAAGUCAUGUAAGGGUUAAACUCAGUUUUAACUUUUCAACUUAUUUAAAGUUUUUUUUAUUUUUAUUUUUUUUUUAAAUAUGGUAUAUUUAUAAAUAAAAAAUUUAAAGCUGAUGUUGAGUUUCUUUAGGUGUUCCUUCAUGGGUGUAAGACACACAGACAAUCCCCAGAUCUCCUUUUAUCCUCUAUACUUUGUUCUCUUUGUAAAGAAAUCUAUAGUCACAUUUGUUUAAUUUGCAUAAUGAAUAAGGAAAUUAUUCAUUAUUAUCUUUUACAUAUCUGAAAAUCAAACCCACUGUGUGGAUGAAGUGAAUCUGUACAUAAAUGUUUUUGGUGCUUGAAUAAACUAACCUGAAUAAAGUAUGUUCUUGUCUUGA
Perca fluviatilis (European perch) is the source of this 2232-nucleotide messenger RNA. RefSeq names its product tripartite motif-containing protein 16-like. Bases 195 to 1853 code for a protein of 552 amino acids. The transcript is spliced from 2 exons. The record is from RefSeq and is a predicted model, not a curated record. Lineage: Eukaryota; Metazoa; Chordata; Actinopteri; Perciformes; Percidae. Gene Ontology annotation, molecular function: zinc ion binding; protein binding.